This is a messenger RNA of Symphalangus syndactylus (siamang), 2979 nucleotides long. It is a transcript of the gene CLCA4, whose product is annotated as chloride channel accessory 4. Gene Ontology annotation, biological process: chloride transport. Gene Ontology annotation, molecular function: intracellularly calcium-gated chloride channel activity. Lineage: Eukaryota; Metazoa; Chordata; Mammalia; Primates; Hylobatidae. The record is from RefSeq and is a predicted model, not a curated record. Gene Ontology annotation, cellular component: plasma membrane.
AUGGGGUUUUUCAGAGGUUUUAUUUUCCUCUUAGCUCUGUGCCUGCUGCACCAGUCAAAUACUUCCUUCAUUAGGCUGAAUAAUAAUGGCUUUGAAGAUAUUAUCAUUGUUAUAGAUCCUAGUGUGCCAGAAGAUGAAAAAAUAAUUGAACAAAUAGAGGAUAUGGUGACUACAGCUUCUACGUACCUCUUUGAAGCCACAGAAAAAAGAUUUUUUUUCAAAAAUGUAUCUAUAUUAAUUCCUGAGAAUUGGAAGGAAAAUCCUCAGUACAAAAGGCCAAAACAUGAAAACUAUAAACAUGCUGAUGUUAUAGUUGCACCACCUACGCUCCCAGGUAGAGAUGAACCAUACACCAAGCAGUUCACAGAAUGUGGAGAGAAAGGCGAAUACAUUCACUUCACCCCUGACCUUCUACUUGGAAAAAAACAAAAUGAAUAUGGACCACCAGGCAAACUGUUUGUCCAUGAGUGGGCUCAUCUCCGGUGGGGCGUGUUUGAUGAGUACAAUGAAGAUCAGCCUUUCUACAGUGCUAAGUCAAAAAAAAUCGAAGCAACAAGGUGUUCUGCAGGUAUCUCUGGUAGAAAUAGAGUUUAUAAGUGUCAAGGAGGCAGCUGUCUUAGUAGAGCAUGCAGAAUUGAUUCUACAACAAAACUGUAUGAAAAAGAUUGUCAAUUCUUUCCUGAUAAAGUGCAAACAGAAAAAGCAUCCAUAAUGUUUAUGCAAAGUAUUGAUUCUGUUGUUGAAUUUUGUAAUGAAAAAACCCAUAAUCAAGAAGCUCCAAGCCUACAAAACAUAAAGUGCAAUUUUAGAAGUACAUGGGAGGUGAUUAGCAAUUCUGAGGAUUUUAAAAACACCAUACCCAUGGUGACACCACCUCCUCCACCUGUCUUCUCAUUGCUGAAGAUCAGUCAAAGAAUUGUGUGCUUAGUUCUUGAUAAGUCUGGAAGCAUGGCGGGUUAUGACCGCCUAAAUCGAAUGAAUCAAGCAGCAAAACAUUUCCUGCUGCAGACUGUUGAAAAUGGAUCCUGGGUGGGGAUGGUUCACUUUGAUAGUACUGCCACUAUUGUAAAUAAGCUAAUCCAAAUAAAAAGCAGUGAUGAAAGAAACACACUCAUGGCAGGAUUACCUACAUACGCUCUGGGAGGAACUUCCAUCUGCUCUGGAAUUAGAUAUGCAUUUCAGGUGAUUGGAGAGCUAUAUUCCCAACUCGAUGGAUCUGAAGUAGUGCUGCUGACUGAUGGGGAGGAUAACACUGCAAGUUCUUGUAUUGAUGAAGUGAAACAAAGUGGGGCCAUUGUUCAUUUUAUUGCUUUGGGAAGUGCUGCUGAUGAAGCAGUAAUAGAGAUGAGCAAUAUAACAGGAGGAAGUCAUUUUUAUGCUUCAGAUGAAGCCCAGAACAAUGGCCUCAUUGAUGCUUUUGGGGCUCUUACAUCAGGAAAUACUGAUCUCUCCCAGAAGUCCCUUCAGCUCGAAAGUAAGGGAUUAACACUGAAUAGUAAUCUCUGGAUGAACGACACUGUCAUAAUUGAUAGUACAGUGGGAAAGGACACGUUCUUUCUCAUCACAUGGAACAGUCGGCCUCCCAGUAUUUCUCUCUGGGAUCCCAGUGGAACAAUAAUGGAAAAUUUCACAGUGGAUGCAACUUCCAAAAUGGCCUAUCUCAGUAUUCCAGGAACUGCAAAGGUGGGCACUUGGGCAUACAAUCUUCAAGCCAAAGCAAACCCAGAAACAUUAACUAUUACAGUAACUUCUCGAGCAGCAAAUUCUUCUGUUCCUCCAAUCACAGUGAAUGCUAAAAUGAAUAAGGACGUAAACAGUUUCCCCAGCCCAAUGAUUGUUUACGCAGAAAUUCUACAAGGAUAUGUACCUGUUCUUGGAGCCAAUGUGACUGCUUUCAUUGAAUCACAGAAUGGACAUACAGAAGUUUUGGAACUUUUGGAUAAUGGUGCAGGCGCUGAUUCUUUCAAGAAUGAUGGAGUCUACUCCAGGUAUUUUACAGCAUAUACAGAAAACGGCAGAUACAGCUUAAAAGUACGGGCUCAUGGAGGAGCAAACACUGCCAGCCUAAGAUUACAGCCUCCACUGAAUAGAGCCGUGUACAUACCAGGCUGGGUAGUGAACGGGGAAAUUGAAGCAAACCCGCCAAGACCUGAAAUUGAUGAGGAUACUCAGACCACCUUGGAGGAUUUCAGCCGAACAGCGUCCGGAGGUGCAUUUGUGGUAUCACAAGUCCCAAGCCUUCCCUUGCCUGACCUAUACCCACCAAGUCAAAUCACAGACCUUGAUGCCACAGUUCUUGAGGAUGAGAUUAUUCUUACAUGGACAGCACCAGGAGAUAAUUUUGAUGCUGGAAAAGUUCAACAUUAUAUCAUAAGAAUGAGUGGAAGUAUUCUUGAUCUAAGAGACAGUUUUAAUGAUGCUCUUCAAGUAAAUACUACUGAUCUGUCACCAAAGGAGGCCAACUCCAAGGAAAUCUUUGCAUUUAAACCAGAAAAUAUCUCAGAAGAAAAUGCAACCCACAUAUUUAUUGCCAUUAAAAGUAUAGAUAAAAGCAAUUUGACAUCAAAAGUAUCCAACAUUGCACAAGUAACUUUGUUUAUCCCUCAAGCAAAUCCUGAUGACAUUGAUCCUACUCCUACUCCUACUCCUAAUCCUACUCCUACUCCUACUCCUACUCCUACUCCUACUCCUACUCCUGAUAAAAGUCAUAAUUCUGGAGUUAAUAUUUCUACCCUGGUAUUGUCUGUGAUUGGGUCUGUUGUAAUUGUUAACUUUAUUUUAAGUACCACCAUUUGAACCUUAAUGAAGAAAAAAAUCUUCAAGUAGACCUAGAAGAGAGUUUUAAAAAAAAAAAAAUGUAAGUAAAGGAUAUUUCUGAAUCUUAAAAUUCAUCCCAUGUGUGAUCAUAAACUCAUAAAAAUAAUUUUAAGAUGUCUGAAAAGGAUACUUUGAUUAAAUAAAAACACUCAUGGAUAUGUA